Molecule: messenger RNA, 3642 nt
Organism: Trichomonas vaginalis G3
Lineage: Eukaryota; Parabasalia; Trichomonadida; Trichomonadidae
Product: WD40 repeat-like family
Exons: 1
Coding region: 1-3642 (1213 amino acids)
Molecular function (GO): protein binding
Source: RefSeq, a predicted model, not a curated record
AUGGAUGAAGGAGAUUUACUUAAUUCCGCGGCAGACUACAUAAAUAAAAAUGCCACACCAUUGACAAAAGAACUAAAAUGGGGUGUUGCAAAGAAAAAUCAAACAGAUACAUCAAAUAAAAGUUUUAUUUCUCUAUGUGAAAUCCAAAAUAAUCUCUGUGCAACAACAGACGGAGAAAGCAUUCAUAUUUGGGAUAAUUUAGUCCAGAAAACAAGUAUUAGACUGAAAUCAAGCGUUUUAAUCUUUGUCGAAAAAUUAAAUCAAUUAAUAUCUUUCUCAGACGAAAUUCCUUAUUUACAUUUCAUUGCAGUGUAUCCACCAUUCACAACAAGAAUGCAUCCAUUCGAAUUUACUCAAAAGAAAAUCUCAUAUAUGGUUUAUUUUGAAAAAAGUAGCGUUUUAUUAAGUGCCGGAGAUGGAAUUAUGCUUACAAGACUUAAAUUUCCUGAUAAUUUUAAGCAUUCUAAUCCUGUUCCAGAAAUUUUACAAUUUGAAAAAAUUAUAGAUUUAUAUCCGAACGAUCAUUUUACCAAUAUACAUCAUCCAUUUGUAUCAAAAAAUCGCGAAAUUUUUUUUGUUCAACAAAAUUUUACACUUUUUAUUCAUCAAGUUUCAAAUGGUGACGUAAUACAUCGAAUUAACAAAAUACCAUCACCAUUUCUGAUGUUUGUAAACUAUGAUGAUGCUCUUGAUAAGAUUAUUACAGCAAACCAUGAUGGUUUAAUUUCAGAAUUUAAAUUUAAUUUCAAAGAAGAAGAAAUUAACUUCGAUUCUCUAGAAAUUAUAAUGCAGCACAAGUAUUCAAUUGGAACUCCAAUAUAUGUACGCAUCUAUGACUCUUAUUUUAUGAUAGUAAUCACAAAAGAAAGAAGAAUUUACACUAUUUCAUUAAAAACACAUGAAAUUUUAGAUACAGAUAUAAUUAUAGAGAACCCUAUUGACUUUAUCAUGCGUAAAAAUGGAAUUUACGUCUUGUGUCCGAUGAAUAUUUUCGAAUAUCGUUCAAAUUUCUUUACAACAUUUGUCAAAGCAGAAACAGGAAAAAUCACGAAUUUGACACGAUGCAAAUCAAUCAAAAACGCUUCUAGAAUCAUGUAUCUCACGAAUAAUUCAAGUCUUACUAUGAUUUCUCCACGAUCUAAAGCAGAAUUAUACAAAGUUAACAUUCAACGAGGAAUGAGAGAAAUAAUUGAUGUGAAAUAUCCCAGAGAUUUGUUUUGUGAUGGAGAGUAUCUUGUUUCUUUGAGAAAUAGCGAUGAUUUAUACAUUCUUUUCGCUCAAGGACCUCUUCUUGAUAUCAAUUUAGAUAAUGCUUCCCAAUUCGGAACAAAUAAAGAUGCAGGAGCUUUCAUUUUACCUUCAAAAUUUUCUCCAACAACUGUUUUAAAUAUUCCACCUGAAAUCAGAUUUAUUUAUUUUGUUCAUAUCGAGAAAAAAGGAUUUCCUAAUUCUAUUUGCGCAAUUACAAAAAAUGGUUUAGUUUGUUUGUUCACUUUUACAAAUUUGCACUUUUUCCAACAAUUUCAUUUGAAUUUAGUUGCUGUUUAUUCUGUCUGUUUCUCAGGAAGCACCCAAAAAUUAAUUGUCUGCCAUCAAAAUGGAUUAUCUAUUGUCGAUCCAUUUUUACAAGUAACUGUUGAAACUGUGAAAUCAAACAUUUAUACACAAAUGAUUUUUGUUGACAAAAACAAAAUUUUUUGUGGAACAAAUAACGGUUUCGUAGAAUUAAGAGAAUAUCCAAGUUUAAGGUUAUUAUGUAGUUCAAUGAAAUACAAUGCAAUUCAUAAGAGGAGUGAAGAAAUAUUAAGUGUAGAUUAUUGUGCACAAAGAAACAUUGGAAUGUCAUUUGUCAAAAGUGGUGAUAUUUUUAUUUACGAUUUGAAUGACUUGUUUCCAAUUGCACAUAUUGAAUUUUGUUUUGAAUUGACAAGCUGUUGUUUUCUUAAUGGCCAUGGAAUACUUUUGAUAUCUGCUUUUGACACUAUUUUUGAAAUUUCUUCGAAUCUUUUGUACUCCAAAAAAUUGGUGUCAAGAACUUUGCAGUACGAUGAUUUCGACAUGAGAGCAGAUCCUUUCGAAAUGUCGCUUAUGAAAAGUGAAACUAGUGAAGUGAAAAGUAGUCGUCCUUACUAUCAAAAAACAGUCAGUUUUGACAUUAUAUCACCUGAUACUUUUAGAGAUUUAGAAGUUGAUCUUUUCGAAUUUCCAAAACAUUUUUAUUUUGAAAAAAGUGACAAAAACAAGUUGACUUCACUUUCUGUUUAUUCCAAAUAUGAUAUUGACAAAAUAUGGAAGAGGAAGAAAGUCACAGAAGAAACAAUCGCAAUACAAGAAGAAAAACCAGAGGAAAACAAAGAAAAUGAGGUUCAAGAGAAGAAAAUUGACAAAAAUCAAAAGAAAAAGAAGAGAAAACAAAUCAAACUCUUCAAUAGUGAUGACGAUGAUGAAGAAAUUAAACCAAAAUCUAGAAGGAAACCUAAAAAUGUUCAUGUCAGGAAAAGUGAUAAAAAUAUUCAGAAUCAAAACGGUUUCUUUGUUGAAAAUGCAAAUCCUGAUGAUAAGAAAUUCAUUACAAUAAAAACCGAUAUUCCAAAAGUGUCAGCUUCAUCUUCAAUGUCAAAAAUUUCAAAAGGUGAAUCAAUUUUUGAAAAGUUGAACAGACAGUCAGCACCACCAAAGCAUAGACAGGUUUACCAGAAAGAAGAAGAAUUGCCAGUGAAAUCACAAAAGGUUACACAAUUCAAAAAAGCGACACAAAAAAUUUCCAAAACAAAAUUUUUACCAAAAAGUGAAAAAUCAACUUUUUUACCAAAGAAUGACAAUAAAAAUACUAUUAUUGUGAAACCCAAUACUAAUGUGUCUCUUGCUGAUAUUAAAGAUCACAUUUUGGGCCCUGUUGAAUCCAAUACCCAAAAUUCGGAAAAUAUUAAAUCAGAAAAUGAAGAAAUAAGUGGACAACUCAACAAUGAGAACGUUGAUAAUACAAAUAUAACUCAAAGUCCUCAUGAAAUUCGUCAAAAAGAAGAAAAUCAAAUUUCGGAAAUUUCGAAUUUCAAAGUUCAUCCACCAGCAUUGGCUGUUGAAGUCUCUACAAUCAGUCCUUCACUAAAUAUCUUUGUUGAUGCCCAGAAACAGACAUUUUCUAAGUCUCAAACAUUUAAUCCAAGAUUAUCUCAUAAAAAGAAGAAAAAGAAGAAAAAUGUUACUUUUGCGCCAGAACUAAAAGUAACACAUAUAUCGGAUGUUCAUAAUUCCGGUAUCAAGGACUAUAUUUAUGGCGAAAUUAAUGACUAUGAUGCAGAAAUUUUUACAAAAUAUGUAAUUGACGGUUUUGACACUCCUUUCAAAGGAUAUCGUUUUCCAAUUGAUCCGUCAAACACUUUAGAUAAGCCAGAAGAGAACAAAACAGAUGUUGACCGUGAAAACUUCAUGAAAGGAAAGCAAGGAUCACUUCGAAAUCCAAUAGAAAGAAAAGAAGUAAAAAGUGACAACGAAAUUGAAGAAGAAAAAGAAGUUAGAAGAGGAAAUGACUUCCUCUUCAUUACUACGCAGAAAACAGAUAAGGCACACCAUACUUCUAGAAUUAGAGAACCUCUUGAUGACACUUCAAGAGUAAGAUUUUCUCAUUUCAAUAAGAAAUAG